Messenger RNA from Neolamprologus brichardi, 946 nucleotides. It is a transcript of the gene pglyrp5, whose product is annotated as peptidoglycan recognition protein 5. Gene Ontology annotation, molecular function: zinc ion binding; peptidoglycan binding; N-acetylmuramoyl-L-alanine amidase activity. NCBI's taxonomy places the organism in Eukaryota, Metazoa, Chordata, Actinopteri, Cichliformes, Cichlidae. Gene Ontology annotation, biological process: innate immune response; peptidoglycan catabolic process. The record is from RefSeq and is a predicted model, not a curated record.
CAUGGACCGACAAGUGAGCAUUGUUUCAAGGCAAGAGUGGGGAGCAGCCGCUGCCAAACAAACCAAGGCUCUGAAAGGACCUGCCCGAAGAGUUGUUAUACACCACACUGCCUACCCAAGCUGCAAAGGCCUGGCUGAGUGCAAAGCCAGCCUUGUCAGUAUUCAGAGAUACCACAUGAAAGACAGAAAGUUUGAUGAUAUUGGAUACAAUUUUCUUGUUGCUGGAGAUGGGACUGUGUUCGAGGGUCGUGGCUGGGGCGUGAUGGGCGCACAUGCCAAAGACCACAACAGUGACUCACUGGGAAUUGCCUUCAUGGGGAAUUUCAACAAUGAGACGCCGAGUGAAAAAGCAGUCGUUGCGGUGAAACAGCUGCUGCAGUCUGGAGUUUCCGCAGGAUUUCUACAGCCUGGGUUUGACCUGUAUGGACACAGAGAUCUGGGAAACACAGAGUGUCCAGGAGAAAAGCUUUACGCCGCACUGCCACGACUGAGGAGCACGUCGUGAACCUCGCAGACGAUUUGUCAGUGUUUUGAGGGGAAAUUGCACACAGACCCCAUGACCAGCUUCUGUGAAGUAAGCAAGGUGUUAGGAGGAAGAAGCUUUCUAGAUCCGACACUAAUGCUCAGGUUUCUUUUUUUCCUCGUCACAUUAUAUGCAUAUUAUUUUCACAUUAUUAUAUUUUUUAUUAUCUGUUAGCAGGAAGAGUCUGUUUUCACAGCCUGUCAGAGCUUUCUUUUACAGCAGAGGGAGCCGUUGCAUGGGACGGGAAUAACGCAGGCUUUAUCUGUUUAGAAGUGCAACUGGAAACCACGAUACACGAAUAAACAGUUGAAUGUUGUGUGAAAGUUUACAUUUUUAUUUGAAUAUGCUGAUUUAAUGUAUAAUUUUUUUUUUUUCUUUAAAAAAUACAUUUGCUUGAAUCAAACUGUUACCGUGUUGUGCUUA